This is a messenger RNA of Pecten maximus, 3201 nucleotides long. RefSeq names its product zinc finger protein 436-like. Gene Ontology annotation, cellular component: nucleus. Lineage: Eukaryota; Metazoa; Mollusca; Bivalvia; Pectinida; Pectinidae. The record is from RefSeq and is a predicted model, not a curated record.
GCCGAUGUCCAGUCAGUGAUAAUGGUCAGUAGGAAGGUGAAAGGGUAGUUAGUAAGUGACCACUGCUGUAAUAAUCGCUGUCCGGAGGCUAACUGACCACCUGAGAGAAAGUGCUGCUCGAAAAGAAAACUUUUAAUUUGGACUUUACUUGCUUGGCUGCACUUAGAUACUAAAAAAAAAGAUUGGUGACUUUAGCCAUUUCUAUUUGGAAUUUAAUGGACUUUAGAAGGAAAACAAAUUUGGUGACUUUUGAGAAAAAAUUAGAUUAGUUUGUGUACAGUUAAAAUCGCAAUUCCAAACCUCUCUGGGGACAUUAAGGAAAUUUAUUUUUUUAAAUAAUGUCUUAUACAAAUUUUGUCAUAGCAUUGUUUUGUCAAAAAUAACUUUUUAAAGAAUAUACAAACUUACGAAAGAAACAACUAAAAGUUAAAAUGGAUGCCUGUGUGUUAAUUCCGGAGGAGUUUGGCCUAGUCCUAACGCUGCAUCCGAACCCACAAAAUGUUUUGGAGAUGUUCGUCGACAUUUGGAGUAAUGUGCACAUACCAUCAGGAACGACAUUCCGUCCGGAUCAGGGCAGCGUCCGACUCGACAAGUUAGAAAUCUACACCAAACUCGAUUCCUGUGAUAUACGAUACAAGUUCGGCUGUUACGAUGAAAUCAUCGAUGUGGAGGAAGCGUCCGUCCGUCAUUGUAACUGGAUUCGUUUUGUCAAAUCUUCAUCAAACGUCGACGACGUCAACUUUGUGGCGGUGAUCAUCAAGGGCGAGCCAGUGUUCCAGGCGAUCAAACACGUGACUCCAAAUGAUCCAAUUAUCGUCUUCUUUGAUGCUGAAGAGGAAGCUACGAAACCGAAACCGGAAGUGGUGUCACAGGAAAUACCGGAACAAGAACAAUCACCGGAAAUCGUUCCAAAAGAGGACAGAAAAGAAUUGAUAUCGCCGAUGUCCCUGGACACGAGUGCAAUGUUCACGUCACCAAUCACACGGGAGGAUGAUUGUCGGUCAAGUCUGAGUGACGUCAUGAGUGAACAGGAAAGCGAUAAAUCAGAUCAGACAAAAAGCGAAUCUGACACCACUACCAACAGCAGUCCAGAACAGCUAGGCCUAGUGACGUCACGGAUCGGCAAGCGGAACCGCGAAAGGACAUGGCUGCCGUGUGAGGUUUGCGGGAAGAAGUUCGACAGACCGUCACUACUGAAACGACACAUGCGUGUACAUACAGGUGAGAAGCCCCACGCGUGCGAUGUGUGCGGUAAGGCCUUUUCCACGUCCAGCUCACUAAACACACACAGACGUAUACACAGCGGAGAAAAACCUCAUCAAUGUAAAAUCUGCGGCAAACGUUUUACCGCCAGCUCCAACCUCUACUACCACCGGAUGACGCACAAUAAGGAGAAACCCCACAAGUGUACUUUGUGCUCCAAAUCAUUCCCCCCCGGGGACCUCCGAAGUCACAUGUACGUCCACAACGGUUCCUGGCCAUUCAAAUGUGACAUAUGUAACAGAGGAUUCAGUAAACAAACAAACCUUAAAAACCACCAACUACUACACUCAGGUGACAAACCACACGAGUGUUACCUUUGUGCCAAGAAGUUUGCUCUCCAGUGUAAUCUCAAGACCCACAUGAAAACUCAUGAAAAUGAUACACAAGAUGAGUGUGUACGGUGCGGAAAAGCCUUUCUAGGAUCCAGCACAUCGCCCACUCGGCAAUGUUCGGAAUGUAUGAAACCGGAAAAUGCCGAAAAUAGCCGAAAAGUGCGCAAACAGUCAUCCGAUUUCAGUAUAUCAAGACUUACACAGUCAACACCAAAACGUUCAUUAGACUCAGAUCCAAGGACACUUUCACAAGACUUCCCAAGAGAGCCGUUAGGGAGUCCAUCGUUUGACAGAUCGCCACCAUUCUACUCCCCAAAACUGAUGUCAUUUCCUGUAUCUGCGCACGCAGCACUGUCGCCGAUCUCGCCACAAAACGUCUUGUCACCCCGACAUCGUGGAUUCUCCCCGAUUGUUGUCCGCCAUUCUAGUCUGUUGAGCCCGUCCAAUGAACACAUGAACAUGUUUGGUAUCCAUACUGACCAGAGACAUAGUUACGGAAGUGACGUCAUACCUCAUAGGCCAUUCUGGACCGGAAGUCUAACCCAUGGAUAUUGAAAACGAUCUGCUAAACAUUGUAUGUGACUGUGGAUUCUAGUCAGAAUCGAUUAAGCCUCACUGUCAUUCAGACUCUUGUGUGUUAUAAACCUAGUCUCGUUAAGGACGAUAUUUUGAUGAACACUUUUGCGGUCUUUGUUCCUGAUUAACUGGAACUAUUUAACAUUGAUUACGUGAUAAGAAGCGAGGACUCUAUUUUUAAAGAAUAUAUUCCGUGUUUUGUAUUGUAUGACAUGGCAAUCCUAGGUCGAGUAUAUCUAUUGUUCGACGCUACGACAAUAUCAAGUGUACCGUUUUUAUGACGUCAUAACGGUAUGGUAGUCUCAAUUGACUUAUUGUAUGUCGUCACGGUUGCCCCAAGUGACUUAUUGUAUGACGUCAUGAUAUUCCUCGGUGUAUUUCUUUGACACAAGAGGAGCUGUGCACACCUUACGCAAAUAUUUGUACAUAGUUCCAAAUUCGACUUCGCAACAAUUGCAUUUAGUCAUGUGAUGUGUAUAGACCACGCCCAACUGUGAUUUGAUGAAGUGUGAAUAUUUUUUUGAUGUGCUUAAGAUGUCGGCCAAACUUUAUGUUGUAAUCUAUCUCGUAUCUCUCCUUUUCUGUCUCUUCUUACUAAACUUUUCUUUGUCUUUUGUAAAUAUCAAUUUCUCGAUCCGUCCAUUCCUCGACUUCGUAUUUUGUCUCUUUCGCUUUAACCACAAAUAUCUCUUGUCGUGAGGUGCCUCUCGGUUAGCCAGGAGGAAGAAUAUGCAAAAUACAAUGAACAUAUCACGUGAUCAUAUUACAUAUGAUCACAUGAUCAAAUCGCACACAUAUGACACAUGAUCAUAUGGACUCUACUGCAAUCCUGCACACACAUACACACACAUACACACAUACACACACAUACAUAUACGUGUAUAUGAAGGAAUCGUGCAAUACCCAUUGUAUGUUUCAAAGAAAACUUUAAAUAUUUGUGCAAUUUAUUUCCAGAUGUCGAUGUUUUAGAAUUCCAUGGACAUUGUUACAUGGUUUUCUCCCAUUGAAAUAAAUGAUAAAUGGACUGUUA